GAAAUAUUUGCUGACUAAUCUCAAGUCCCCACAUUUUCUGUGGGUUUGGUGUCUCGUUCAAAUUGAUAUUCGGAUUUCAACAUCAUCAGAACCUCAAUUCUUUCCUCAAUAUUGACAUCAUGGCUGUGAAAAACGGACCCGGAGGUAUCAGCAGUGACCCAAAUGUUAACUCAACAUUGGGAGACAUAGAAAAAUGGAUCAAGAACAGAGAUUCAAGCAAGAACAACAACUUAGUCGCCGCAGUGGUGGGAUGUGGAAACAUGGGUAGUUCUAUCCUUACUGGUAUUCUUGCUGCCAAUUCACUGCCAGAUGCAAGGGAUAACACACCAGUUUCACAUAUAAUUGCUUGUACCAAGUCAGAAGCUUCAGCUUCCAGAGUAUACUCGGCAUCAAAAGAAUCCAAGGCUGCAGACAGACUCGCCGUCUUCUAUGAUAACAACUUAAAAGCUUUUCAAUUGGCUGAUGUUAUCAUUCUGGCAUGCAAGCCAUAUAUGGCCGAGGAAGUUCUCGGAGCUCCUGGUGUUGGUGAUGCUUUAACAAACAAACUUGUCAUCUCAGUCUUGGCAGGAUCGACAACUGAGCAGUUGAAGGAGUUUGCGUUCAAAGGUAGCUCAGAGACAAAAGGGUGCGCAUUUGUUAGAAGCAUGCCAAAUCUUGGUGCACAAAUCAAGGAAUCAUCAACCGUUAUCUCAACUGGAUCGGAAACUAUUUCUCCAAAAUACGAAGAGGCUAUGAAAUGGAUCUUUCAAAGUAUUGGAAAAUACACGUAUGUACCCGACAAUGUAUUCCAAGUUGCAGGUGUCCUUGCUGGUUGCACUCCAGCAUGGUUCCUCACUGCCUUUGAUGGAAUCCUCGACGGUGCUGUUUCCGAAGGAAUGAGACGAGAUACCGCCACUGAAAUUUUGGCUGGUUCUAUGCUUGCAGCCGCGAAGUUAAUACAGAAUGGUGAACACCCUGCUGUUCUGAGAGAGAAGGUUUCAUCUCCCAAGGGUACCACAAUUCAAGGUCUUAAAACUAUUGAGAAAGGCGGUGUCCGAUCAACAUACUGUGAUGCAACCAUUGAUUCGGUUCAACACGGAUUGAAUAUGGGCAAGAAGUAAAUACUUUCUUGUCUUUGUUGGGGACUGGUUUGACGCUUGAUGAUCCGACACGAUAUUUUACUUGAGAUUGGACGCCUUGAAGCACUCAUGCCAUUUAUUUCUUGCUCUACUUUUCACUGAACGAAGAUAUAAAUCCGAUAAAAGGAGCUCGGUCUUCGGGUAGAAUAGAACAUCGUCUAAAUAAGCUAAAUUUUUAUCGAAGUUUUUACCGACCUAGAUAUAGUUCCUCGGAUAUUUUCUUCUGAUUUAUGACACUAAUAUUCUAGGGGCG
This is a messenger RNA of Botrytis sinoallii, 1371 nucleotides long. RefSeq lists its product as uncharacterized. Gene Ontology annotation, biological process: L-proline biosynthetic process. Bases 120 to 1100 code for a protein of 326 amino acids. The record is from RefSeq and is a predicted model, not a curated record. Gene Ontology annotation, molecular function: pyrroline-5-carboxylate reductase activity. The transcript is spliced from 2 exons. Lineage: Eukaryota; Fungi; Ascomycota; Leotiomycetes; Helotiales; Sclerotiniaceae.